Molecule: messenger RNA, 762 nt
Organism: Cylicostephanus goldi
Lineage: Eukaryota; Metazoa; Nematoda; Chromadorea; Rhabditida; Strongylidae
Source: the annotation of a GenBank genome assembly
AUGGACGGAGAUCUCGCCAAGAAGAAAAUCUAUCCGACCUUAUGGUGGCUAUACCGCGACUCUCUUCUCCCAAACAAUAUAACUAUUGUUGGUUACGCUCGAUCAGAUCUCACAAUGGAAAAAGUGAGGGAAACGUUCGAGAAGGCUUGCAAGGUGCGGUUGAAUGAGCGUGAAAAGUUCGAGGAAUUUAUGGGGAAAUGCGCCUAUAUGCAGGGAGGAUACGACAAACCGGAGGGGUUCGUACAAUUGGGCGCAUUUGUGGACGAGAUACAAAAAAAGAGCAACAAUCAGCCCGUUAACCGUCUUUACUACCUCGCGGUUCCACCUACCGUGUUUGAGCCCAUUACUACCGAGUUGAAAGAACACUGUAUGGAUCACGGAGACUCAUGGACUCGCGUGAUUAUCGAGAAACCCUUCGGUCAUGAUCUCGAAUCGUCGACGAAACUAUCCAAACAUGUCUCAAGUCUUUUUAGAGAGGACCAAGUGUACAGGAUAGAUCAUUACCUCGGUAAAGAAAUGGUCCAAAAUCUGAUGGUGCUAAGAUUUGGCAACCGAUUUUUUGGAGCAUCAUGGAACAGAGAUAAUAUCGCAUCAGUAACCAUUUCAUUCAAAGAAAAUUUUGGCACAGGAGGAAGAGCUGGUUACUUUGAGACCGCCGGAAUCAUAAGAGAUGUAAUGCAAAAUCAUCUUAUGCAGAUGUUCACUCUUGUUGCCAUGGAAAAACCUGCCAGUUUGAAUGCUGAAGAUAUUAGGGACGAAAAG